Messenger RNA from Coprinopsis cinerea okayama7#130, 405 nucleotides. RefSeq lists its product as hypothetical. The coding region runs from base 1 to 405 and encodes 134 amino acids. The record is from RefSeq and is a predicted model, not a curated record. The transcript is spliced from 3 exons. Lineage: Eukaryota; Fungi; Basidiomycota; Agaricomycetes; Agaricales; Psathyrellaceae.
AUGACCGGUUCUCCUAACGCGGAGAUUCUUUCACCGAAGCCGCCUCCGCUGGCACUUCGGGUGGUGGAACAGAUGAAUGAAGAUCACGAGAAAUCUUGCGAAGAACACGAGAAAAGGCUUGCGGACAUGAAGGCGGAGUUCGAAGAAAAGCGACAGGUGGUAAUGGGCAUCUAUCGCACCUGGCAUCAUGACACAGGCAACGAGGGCGUUGUUGUCAGUCAGCAGGUGUUGAGAGACUGGCUAUCCAAAUAUUGCCUUGAGCGAUACUCUGAAGGCAAGAAGGAAGACGCUCAGUCGGGAUGCCAAAUUGUUGGGCGUUUAAUUCCCAAUUCUGACAUUCAAUGUCCUCACGGGAAACUCGAUCCUGACAAGGCCACAGAAAUGAAAGUAAUAUCCAAGGUAUGA